AUGACGUCGAAUUACAGAAUAAAUUAUGCUCUGCGAGCACAUAAACGUGACCCAUUCAUUGAAUGGAUAAAGGCUAUGUUGAUGACACCAUUUGUAUUACACGCUAAGCCGAUACCUCCGACGGAUGAUGAUCUGAAUGAAAGUGGUGAUGAACCAUACACAAUGGAUGCUAAUGUCUCGAGGUAUUGUGAAAUCCUGGAAAGUAUUGAAGGGAUGAUUAAUGAGCAUAUUUCAAAAACAAAAAAAGGUCUCCCUGAUCAAUCGCGAUUAGCCAGACUCGUCCCAUCCGUUUCAACAUUCCAUACAUCAUUACCUCUGAAAGAAUCAUUUCUGUUGGCUAAUACCAAGCAUUCAAUUGCUGCACGUCGAUUCGUGCCUCCGAGCUUUAAUGAUAUUCGAAGAAUUUUGAAUACGGCACAGAUUAUUGCCAUUGCAUCUGGUCUAAAAUUAAUCACUUUGUAA
This is a messenger RNA of Ambispora gerdemannii, 462 nucleotides long. The record is from the annotation of a GenBank genome assembly. NCBI's taxonomy places the organism in Eukaryota, Fungi, Glomeromycota, Glomeromycetes, Archaeosporales, Ambisporaceae.